Messenger RNA from Racocetra fulgida, 771 nucleotides. NCBI's taxonomy places the organism in Eukaryota, Fungi, Glomeromycota, Glomeromycetes, Diversisporales, Gigasporaceae. The record is from the annotation of a GenBank genome assembly.
AUAAAAGCAUGUUUAAAAUGUGGUGGUGGUUAUGGCUUGAUUAGAUGUUAUGGAAUAUCUCGAGACCCCGUUUCCAAAAACUAUAUCAUUGUAUUAUAUUACGCACAUAAAGGAAAUCUUAGAUCUUAUUUGGAUCAACAUUAUGGUGAACUCAGUUGGAUUCAAAAACUUAAAAUUUUAAAACAAGUUGCCAUAGGACUUAAACAAAUUCAUCAAGCUGGGUUUGUUCAUCGGGAUUUCCAUAGUGGAAAUAUUUUACUGAGUGAAGAUGCUGAGAUUGCUGAUUUGGGUUUCUCCGGACCUGCUGAAAAACAAUUUUUAGUUAACAGAAAAGUAAUUUAUGGCGUUCUUCCUUAUAUUGCACCGGAAAUUUUACGUGGUGAUCAAUAUACCCCUAAAGCUGAUGUAUAUAGUUUUGGAAUUAUAAUGUAUGAUGUAUUAUCCUGCAUACCUCCCUUUGAUGAUCGUUCGCAUGACGCUUAUCUUGCACUUGAUGUUUGUCUUGGUUUACGACCGGCAAUCGAAAAAGAUUCUCCUAAACCUUUUGUAAACUUGAUGAGAUGUUGCUGGGAUGCAAACCCAAAAAAUCGGCCUAAGGCUGAAAAAUUGGUCAAAGUAUUAGAUGAUUGGUAUUGGAAUCUUUAUGACAAAGUAGAGACGCCUGAAAGUUUAGCAUUCAUAGCCUCCGAUAAUAACAUGCCGCCACCAGGUAGUCAGGCUUCUAGUAGAUCCUCAUCACCGGGCAGGGAUAAGGAAUUUUUGCGAGAUUAA